Messenger RNA from Halteromyces radiatus, 1006 nucleotides. Its product is annotated as Golgi apparatus membrane protein tvp23. The record is from RefSeq and is a predicted model, not a curated record. Gene Ontology annotation, cellular component: Golgi membrane. Lineage: Eukaryota; Fungi; Mucoromycota; Mucoromycetes; Mucorales; Cunninghamellaceae. The coding region runs from base 72 to 773 and encodes 233 amino acids. Gene Ontology annotation, biological process: protein secretion; vesicle-mediated transport. The transcript is spliced from 4 exons.
UUUUUUAAUACUUCCUCUUUUGUUUUCUUUUUAUAUAUAUAUAUAUAUAAUAAAUUCAUUCUUUGAUAUUCAUGGCUGACGAAAGUAGAGAAAACUUACUUGCUGGAGCGGCUACUAUAUCUGCAGAUACAGACCUUGAAAGUGGACAAACGCGACCUCUACCUCAACAACAACAACAACAACAACCUACUACCAAUGCUGUUAGAGAUUAUUUUGAACAAUCAAGUCAUCCUAUAGCUGCCUUUUUUUUCCUGGUGUUUCGAUUAGGUGCACUUCUCAUGUAUUUACUAGGUUCCAUUUUUACAGACAACUUUACUUUGGUUUUUGUUAUUACCAUUCUACUACUUGCUUUUGACUUUUGGACAGUAAAAAAUGUCUCUGGGCGUUUACUUGUGGGUCUUCGUUGGUGGAACGAGAUUCAAGAAGAUGGUUCUAACAAGUGGGUAUUUGAAAGUGCCAAUCCGAAUCGACAUAUCAAUGCUGCGGAUUCUCGUUUAUUCUGGACAGUAUUGUAUGGUACACCUGUUCUAUGGGUUUUGUUUGCGUUAACUUGUAUAUUCACUUUCAAGGUGUCUUGGUUAGUUAUUGUGGUAGUAGCUAUCAUCUUGAAUAUGGCCAAUGUUGUAGGUUAUACUCAAUGUGACAAGGAUGCAAAACGAAAAUGGGCAACUGGUAUGGCUGCUCAAUCUGCUCUUGGUACUUUGACUGGUAGUGCUGGAUUCGUUGGAAAAGCUGUUACUUCAGGUCUUGGCAAGUUCUUGUCUUCUCGAUAAAAAAAAAAAAAAAUAGAAUCACUAGCUUGUCCUGUUACAUUAUUAUUCCUCUCGAUCUCUACUUUCCCUCCAUGUCUCUCAUACUUUAUUCUUUGUAUAGUUUUCCUUUCCUUUCCUUUAUUCCCCCCUCCCUACUUUUACUCACCCACUUACCUUCAAAUUUUUAUCUUAUGUAGUCUCCUUCCCUUAUUUUUAUUUUUAUCAAUAAACCUUUGGGAAAUUAAGGAUGUAUU